AUGGUAGAUUCUGAUCCUAUCUUUGCUAUUGAAGGAGUAUUAAUGCAAAAGACAAAUGUAUUCCGAUCGGAUCGUAAGCUCUAUGGCAUAGUUACCGAAAAAGUAUUCUCUACGUUCACAGAUGAAAAAUAUCAGCGUCUGUACAAAGAGAUUUCUUUAGACGACAUCAAAUCAGUUUCUCUUCUUAAUGGCUGCCGCCCAGGUUUCACCAUUACACUUGAAGACUCUGACGAAGAGUUAAGUUAUUUUUGUCAAUCUAAGCACCAGGCACAGAAAUGGGUUUGUGCACUUGAGUUAAAACCAUUCAGUAACAAUCUUGAUCUCUCUGAUUUUGAGUUUAUCAAAGAAAUCGGAAAAGGAGGUUCUGCUACAGUUUAUGUAGCUCGAAACAGGAUCACAAACGAACUUGUAGCUAUUAAAUGCAUUGAUAAAGCUAACAUUUCAUCAGAUAAAAGAAAGGAACACAUUCAAUCUGAAAGAAAUACUCUCAUGAGAGCUCGUCAUCCCUUUAUUAUUCGUCUUUACAAUGCUUUCCAGACCAACACACAUCUCUUCUUUGUGCUUGAAUUUGCUCAUGGAGGUGAUCUCCAAUUCCAAUUAGAAAGAAAUUGUUUUUCAGAGUACCAAAAGAAGCUUUACCUUGCAGAAAUUGCCCUUGCAGUCAAGUCACUCCAUAGUAUCGGUAUCAUUUACAGAGAUUUGAAGCCAGAAAACAUUUUACUUGAUGCAAAAGGACAUAUCAAACUUGCCGAUUUCGGAACAGCCAGAGAAGUCAGACCAGACUGCUCUUGCACUUCUUUCUGCGGCACAGCAGAGUUCCUUGCUCCAGAAGUCAUCCAAGGAAAAGAAAAUCAAUCUUUCGCCAUUGACUGGUGGAGCUUUGGUGUUGUUGCUUACAUGUUCUUCGUUGGAAGCUGCCCAUUCACUUCCCCACUCAGAACUCGAUUGUUCGAGAGCAUUGUCCACAAACCCCUCAGAUUUCCUCCGAAAUCUGUAGACCCUGUCACACAGGACUUCAUAUCGAAGCUGCUAGAGAAGAACCCAGCAAAGAGACUCGGAAGCCCUGGAUAUGAUAUAUUCAAACACCCGUUCUGGGGAGAAAUCAACUGGGAAAUGGUCCUCAAGUGCGAGUACGCACCAGACUUUGUGCCGAUCUCUGAUGAAGAGGACCCUGGAGUCAAUUUCGAAUCAGAUGAAUCAACUGUCGAAGUUGACUGCUUCGAAAGCUCAAACGAUUUCGAUAGAAUUACUAAUUUCACUUUUGACAAUACUAAUGUUGUUUAUGCAUAA
Molecule: messenger RNA, 1290 nt
Organism: Trichomonas vaginalis G3
Lineage: Eukaryota; Parabasalia; Trichomonadida; Trichomonadidae
Product: protein serine/threonine kinase protein
Exons: 1
Coding region: 1-1290 (429 amino acids)
Biological process (GO): protein phosphorylation
Molecular function (GO): ATP binding; protein serine/threonine kinase activity
Source: RefSeq, a predicted model, not a curated record